Molecule: messenger RNA, 1637 nt
Organism: Armigeres subalbatus
Lineage: Eukaryota; Metazoa; Arthropoda; Insecta; Diptera; Culicidae
Product: short-chain specific acyl-CoA dehydrogenase, mitochondrial-like
Exons: 2
Coding region: 131-1357 (408 amino acids)
Biological process (GO): fatty acid beta-oxidation using acyl-CoA dehydrogenase; butyrate catabolic process
Cellular component (GO): mitochondrion
Molecular function (GO): flavin adenine dinucleotide binding
Source: RefSeq, a predicted model, not a curated record
ACAGUUCAACUGUCCGAGGAGCAGAGAACAGUUUGUUUGAAACAUAUGUACUUACUCGACUCAGUCGCUAUUUUUACACCGAUAAGACGAAUUGCGUCUGAUUAGCUGCUGCUUUUAAUCACUUAAUAGAAUGCAUUGCACUAGAUUGGUUACUCGACUGGCAGGUUCAAGAUCAUGGACGACCAUCAACAACAGAUCAAUCGCGUGUCUAACAGCGCUAUCCGAAACUCACCAGAUGCUCCAGAAGACAUGCAGAGAUUUUACCGAUGCUGAAUUGGUGCCAAUUGCUGCCCAGGUUGAUCGCGAACAGUUCUACCCUGCGAAACAAGUUGCCAUGGCAGGGGAUCUGGGAUUGAUGUCGAUUGUGCUCAGUGAGAAGUACGGUGGAACCGGUCUAGACUAUCAAGCGUAUGCCAUCGCAAUAGAGGAGAUCUCGCGUGGAUCGCCAGUGAUUGGAGGAACGAUGUCUAUUCACAACACGCUCUAUCUGGGACUAUUGGAAAAGUUCGGCACAGAGGAGCAGAAACAGCAAUUUAUUCCCGGCUAUACGGAUGGCAAGAAAUUUGGAUGUUUUGCAUUAUCUGAACCAGGGAAUGGAUCGGAUGCUGGAGCAGCGUCGACCACUGCCACGUUGAAAGGUGACCGUUGGGUGAUUAAUGGAACCAAAUGUUGGAUAUCUGGCGGUUAUGAAGCAGGUAAUGCUAUCCUAUUUGCAACAACCGACAAAAGUUUGAAACACAAAGGCAUCUCGACGUUCAUAGUACCAAUGGACUCGAAAGGAAUUAGCCGUGGGAAAAAGGAAGACAAAAUGGGAUUAAGAGGGUCAUCAGUUUGUCAAUUGAUUUUCGAAGAUUGCGAGAUACCCAAAGAAAAUUUGUUGGGAGAACCAGGGUACGGAUUCAAGAUCGCCAUGCAAGGAUUGGACAGCGGGCGCAUAGGGAUAGCAGCUCAAGCUUUAGGAAUUGCUCAAGCUUCCUUGGAAUGUGCGGUGGACUAUGCAACCAAGCGAAUUGCAUUCGGUAAGCCGAUUUCCAAGCUUCAAGCUAUUCAAAUGAAGAUUGCAGAUAUGUCGCUGCGAAUUGAGUCCGCCCGAUUGCUAACGUGGCGAGCAGCUUGGCUCAAGGACAACAAAAAGCCGUUUACGAAGCAGGCUGCACAAGCCAAACUGGCCGCUUCAGAGACGGCUACAUUCUGUUCUCAUCAGUGCAUACAGAUUCUGGGUGGAAUGGGAUACGUGUCGGAUAUGCCAGCGGAGCGGUACUACCGUGAUGCAAGAAUAACGGAGAUCUACGAAGGCACGUCGGAAAUUCAACGUUUGGUUAUAGCAGGGCAGGUUAUCAAGGAGCUUUCGAGCUAAUAUCUUCUUCAAAUCUUGGGUAUCUCAUGUGGUGCAUAGGGUCGAAUUGGUGAAAAUGAUUAAAUAUAAUUCGCCUUGGAAUUAAAUAAAAAUAGACUUGAAUCGAAUGUCCUGAGAUUUUUAUAUGUUAUGGAAUCAGUACUUGAGACACAUCGGUCAGAUACACGUUGGUAACGCCAAACUGAUAUAAUUCAUAUAGUUCAUAAAAUUCCAACAAUGCCAAAUAGUUCAUAAAAUUCUAACAUGGAAAUUCAAUAAAGUUUUAUGUUGCUGAUUUGAA